This is a messenger RNA of Nicotiana attenuata, 2532 nucleotides long. RefSeq names its product putative pentatricopeptide repeat-containing protein At1g02420. The transcript is spliced from 4 exons. Lineage: Eukaryota; Viridiplantae; Streptophyta; Magnoliopsida; Solanales; Solanaceae. Gene Ontology annotation, molecular function: protein binding. The coding region runs from base 120 to 1616 and encodes 498 amino acids. The record is from RefSeq and is a predicted model, not a curated record.
UCUUUAUUUCCACCAUUUCCCUCUCAAUUAUUUGCUGUUCGUUUCCCUUGUUCUCACAGUUAUUCCAAACUCUAUUAGCUCAAAAAUCAGCAGACUUUAAACGCUCCACAACUUCAGCAAUGGCUCGAAUUUUCUCCUACAAGCAUCUCUCUAUUGCCCCUCAAACGAACAACCAUUUUCUUCCUUCUUCCCUCUACCUCCUCCAUUCUCAAUCCCCCCUUUCCACUGACAAAGAAGUUGAAACACUUUACCGCAUCAUAACAAUAACACAAACACCAGAGGGACUAAAACAAUCACUCAAAUCAUCACAAAUCAGCUUAUCGAACGACUUAAUUGAUAGAGUUCUCAAAAGGGUACGUUUUUCUCACUCGAACCCAUUACAAGCUUAUGAGUUCUUUAAAUUUGCAGCUAAACGUAAAGGGUUUUACCAUACUGGUUUUUCUUUAGAUACCAUGUUGUAUGUACUUGGUAGGAGUCGUAAAUUUGACAAGAUUUGGGAGGUUUUAGUUGAAAUGAAGAGAAAAGAUCAAUCUUUAAUAACGCCAAGAACAGUUCAAGUUGUUUUGGGUAGAGUUGCUAAGGUUUGUUCAGUUAGGCAAACUGUUGAGUCUUUUUGGGGCUUUAAAAAACUCUUAAAAGAGUUUGGUGUUGAUUGUUUUAAUGCAUUGUUGAGGGCUUUGUGCCAGGAGAAGAGUAUGAGUGAUGCAAGGAAUGUGUACCAUAGCUUGAAAUGUAAGUUUAGGCCAAAUUUGCAAACUUUUAAUAUAAUUUUGUCUGGUUGGAAGUCGUCCGAGGAUGCAGAGGGAUUUUUUGAUGAGAUGAGGGAUUUGGGUGUUGAACCGGAUGUUGUUUCGUAUAAUUGUUUGGUGGAUGUGUAUUGCAAAGGGAGAGAGAUGGAAAAGGCGUUUAAGGUGGUGAAGGAGAUGAGAGAGAAGGAUAUUACUCCCGAUGUGAUAACUUAUACGAGUUUAAUUGGAGGGUUGGGGUUGGUUGGACAACCUGAUAAGGCGAGGGGCGUUUUGAAGGAUAUGAGGGAGUAUGGUUGUUAUCCGGAUGCGGCAGCUUAUAAUGCUGCAAUUAGGAACUUCUGCAUUGCGAAGAGGAUUGGGGACGCGUACAGUUUGAUGGAUGAGAUGAUAAUGAAUGGCUUGAGCCCCAAUGCCACUACUUAUAAUGUGUUCUUAAGGUCAUUUUUUUGGGCAAAUGAUUUGAGAAGUUCGUGGUCUUUGUAUCAGAGGAUGAAGGAGACUUGGUGCUUACCGAGUACACAAUCAUGUAUGUUUUUGAUCAGGUUGAUUAGGAGACACGAUAAGGUGGAGAUGGCACUUGAGUUGUGGGAUGACAUGAUGGAGAGAGGAUUCGGCUCAUAUAUUUUGGUUUCUGAUGUUUUGUUUGAUUUGCUUUGUGAUCUGGGAAAAUUGGCGGAGGCAGAACGGUGUUUCUUGCAAAUGGUGGAUAAAGGGCAAAAGCCAAGUAAUGUUUCUUUUAGGAGGAUCAAGGUGCUUAUGGAAUUGGCUAAUAAACAGGAGGCCCUUAAGCUUUUGUCAGAAAAGAUGGCUUCUUUUGGUUCCUCCACCCAACUAAUCCUAGAGGCUAAAGCGGAAUAUGAUUUAUGAACAAUCAAGUUCUGACUUUGCAACCAGCUGAAUGCGGACUGUUAUUCCUGUGCCUCACUAUGGUCCGAUGAGUUCUUUGGUCCUCGAUUGGAUGCAUUGGUUUAAUCAUGUAAAGGUGGACUCUUCAAUCAAUGGACCUUUGACCGUAGGCAGCUACUGCAGAACUCGACAAAUGAGACUUUGCAAGUGAUGAAGUAGUCUAUGUCAAUUAGUUGGAAAGUCACUUGUUUCUUGGCAUAUCAAGAAGCAAGAAUCAGUUGCACUUUCCACUAUUUGAAAAUUAUGUUCAGCAUGCAAGAAGAAGCACAUUGAGAUCAGAUAUCAUUUUAUUCGUGAUCAUAUUGCUGAUAUCUUGAUGAAGGCUUAAUCUGAAGGGAGAUAUUGCACAUAAAGAGACUGAAUUGGUAUUGAUAAUGUCGCUUGAAGGAGUCAAGUCAUGAAGAGCAUACACGAGUUGAAUGAUACACCCCCAAAGAAGUAGUUCAAGUAGAAGAGAGAACUGAACAGGAAGAUUCAGUCAGACAAGACACUAAUUACUUUGUCAGGUUUUGAAGAAGAAAGUGGCCAGACAAGCAUGCUGAGGAAUUUGCAAUAGCAAGUGAAGGACAACAUUCACAGGCUUUGUCACACUCUGAUUUUCACUCAUGUACUGGAAAGUAUUCUUAGGUUUGCAUUAUCUAUGCUCUUGAAAAAGCUAUUUGGUGCAUUGAAGAGUAGAGACUGAAAAAGGAAAAGCUUGUAGUGUGAUAUUUGUGGUGAGCAAGCUGAAAAACCACUUUUAUUCUUUUGUUUUGUUGGUGAGCGAGAAAAAACAGACCUUGUAAGCCUUUUGUGGGGAUCGAGAUAACUAUAGUUUUGUGGUAAUCAUACUCGUUACUUGUAACUGAGCUAAAUAAGAAAAGAAACUGUGAUAGAA